Gavialis gangeticus (Gharial) is the source of this 1767-nucleotide messenger RNA. RefSeq names its product TEN1, CST complex subunit (gene TEN1). The record is from RefSeq and is a predicted model, not a curated record. Gene Ontology annotation, cellular component: CST complex. Gene Ontology annotation, molecular function: single-stranded DNA binding; telomerase inhibitor activity; telomeric repeat DNA binding. Lineage: Eukaryota; Metazoa; Chordata; Crocodylia; Gavialidae. The transcript is spliced from 4 exons. Bases 160 to 543 code for a protein of 127 amino acids. Gene Ontology annotation, biological process: negative regulation of telomere maintenance via telomerase.
AGAACCAAUCAGGGGGAGGCUCUGGCUGGGCGAGACCCGCCCCCACGUGGCUGCUGCUGAAGGGACGGAGCCCCAGGGCUCGGUCACGUGGGAGCCGGAGGCGGCGGCGAUUGGACGCGCUGGGAGGCGGGAGUGGAGGACUUGCAGCAGCUGUGCAAGAUGCUGCCCAAUCCUGGCAUAUAUUAUUUCCCUUGGGAGAUAAAUUCUGGACCUGUCCGGGUUGGGGAAACACUGAGGACAUUUGGCAGGUUGCACUGCUAUGACCUGGCCCAGUCUGAAGCCAUCCUCACAGCCCAGCGCAACUCAGUCCAGCACCAGGUCCGUGUUUGCACCAAAUUUGUGGAACCGUUCCAAGCCCAGCUUGGGUCCCUGUAUGUGGCCUUGGGAGACAUGGAACAGAGGGAUGGUGAAGGGCCCGUGCUGAAGGCUCGAGUCCUGACAUGUGUGGAAGGGAUGAAUCUGUCCAUGCUGGAGCAAGCCAUACAGGAGCAGAGGAAGUAUUUCCAAGACAGACAGGGGCAGGUGGAGAGCAAUGCCUCUUAGCAUCCUGCUAUUGCAAGGACUUGCUGCUGGGCUGGAUCCUAGGUUUAGGCAAUACAUCUAAUCUAGCACCUGCCCUCUCUCCAUAAGGUCUUUUGUCAUGUAAACAUUACAAGCUCCUCAUUUGAUUUUGAAGUCACUGUCUCUUUCCAAUCUGUUUCAUGUUCUCAGAGCACCCAAAACUUGGACUCACCUUUAGGGAUUUUCUUCCUUAGAAGGUUGCUUUUCCCUAUUAUAUUGAGCAACCUCAGAAGGUUGCUUUUCCCCAUUAUAUUCUCACCUCCAACUUUUUGUGGGUGACCAAAGUGGAGGAUAACUGUGGCUUAAGCUGCUUUGCCCCUCAGAUCCGCCAGCACAUCUCACACUGGACUGGAAAUGCUCUCUGCUCUUCCAGUCUUGGGCUCACAUGACUCUAUUACUGUAUCACAGCCCUGAUUCCCAGAACUCUCACUGUUCUGUUGUUAAGUUGGUCUAGAAAUAAUAUUGUAGAGAAAGAAAAACUGCCUUUCCAUUCAGGAAGCCAAACGCAUUGUCACCCAAGAUCUGAAUUAGAAUUUGAGCCCAGGUCUUCAGGAAUAACCAGCUGAUGCCCUGUCCCAUACAUUGCAAAUACAGAGCUAACCUGUAUAAAGUCAUAGGUGAUGAUCUAUUUUUAGUGCAAUAGAAGCAUGGCUGGUACAUUCAAGAUGUACCUGGGGUAGCUCACAUACAUAUAGCAAAUUUGUAUCAGCAGAAAUUUUAGCUGACAAGUAUAUAUCACAGACCCAGGCAUACUCGUACACCAGAUGCUGCUGUGAGUUCGCUGCUAUCAGGAUUCAAGUCAGCUAGAUUAAAACUGACUCAGGUGUGCCUCUGUAUACUACAAACACCCCUCUGGACUGCAGUGUAGACACAGCAUGAGAGAAGAGUGGCUAGUGCUUGCCUCUGAACAGCAGUUGGAGUCGCAUGCAUACCCGAGGAAAGAAUAUGCCCUAAUGCAUUCCAAAACACAAGUUUGCAAUACCCCUGAGACAGAGUUUAACCAGUUGUUUGCCUCUAAAGAACUACGGUGAGAGAAAGUGGUAUGGGGGGAGAAAAGGGGGCUUUUCUUUUUAAAAAACCAAAUCUGUUAUGGGUUUUUUUUUGUUAUUGUAUUUCUUAUGUUCUGGACUGAGAUUUUCAUAAAUAAAGAUGAAGAAAGCAACCAGCCUGUUCCUGGGAUGGAUUAAAAAACACUUUUUCAUCCUA